CACUGCAAAAACACAAGAGAGCAAUGAUGAAAUACGAAGGUUUAGUUAUCCUUGUCUUGUGUCUGCUUGUGCUGUGUGAAGCCUCACCUUCCCGACAGCGUGACGAAUUGUCGAAAAGAAGUGAAGAUAACUGGAUAAGAUUUACAAACUGCAGAGAAAAUCGUGGAGGCUGGUGUGAGUGCCAGACGUGUGGUUGUGUAGCCAAAAGAAAGAGAGAUGCUCAACGGAACAGAAAAGGAAGGAUCUUCAGGUUCUCAGACUGUGACGAGUUCCCAAAAGGCCCUGAGCAAGAACGCUAUGGAGCAAUGCAUUGCUCAUGUUACGGCCAUUGCCGUUGUGUGGCAUAAAAAGAUAUUUGGUUGGCCAUGGCCUACAAAAGAAAUAUGGAGGGUUAUGAAUGACAAACUACACUGACAUUAUAUUCAAUUAUUUGAUUUUCAUGAAUAUGAACAGAAAAU
Molecule: messenger RNA, 458 nt
Organism: Owenia fusiformis
Lineage: Eukaryota; Metazoa; Annelida; Polychaeta; Sabellida; Oweniidae
Source: the annotation of a GenBank genome assembly